This is a messenger RNA of Oncorhynchus nerka (sockeye salmon), 3416 nucleotides long. RefSeq names its product syntaxin-19-like. NCBI's taxonomy places the organism in Eukaryota, Metazoa, Chordata, Actinopteri, Salmoniformes, Salmonidae. Gene Ontology annotation, cellular component: synaptic vesicle; presynaptic active zone membrane; SNARE complex. The transcript has 4 exons. Gene Ontology annotation, biological process: synaptic vesicle fusion to presynaptic active zone membrane; exocytosis; intracellular protein transport. The record is from RefSeq and is a predicted model, not a curated record. The coding region runs from base 1933 to 2847 and encodes 304 amino acids. Gene Ontology annotation, molecular function: SNARE binding; SNAP receptor activity.
CACGCACACGCACACGCACACGCACACACGCACACGCACACACACACACACACACACACACACACACACACACACACACACACCAGGUUAUUUGUGGGCUUUCCUGUUUGUAAUCCAUCUGGUAAUUGGAUAGUCUGUCAUUUACAACGCUCUAUUUAAUUCAAAAUACACAUUCUGUUCACUCCACCUUCCUAACAGUUAAAGUCCUCCAAACGAUCCAGACACUGCAGGGGAAAUACUGUAUAUAUAUACUGAAUAUACUUCAGAAUAAACUGAUGAAACCUUGAAACUGUUGUAAUACUUAUUAUGUUUUGCUGCGAGCUAAACCAGAUUUGUUUGCUGAACGCCACAGAUACCACAGUGUGGAUUACAGUCAGACUAACCGAAUCUUAAGGGCAACAUUGACAAGCUCUCUGUGGGUGUGUGUGUUUGUACAUGUAUGUGUGUGUUUGUGUGUUUGUGUGUGUCUAUUAGAAGUUCACUUCUCUGAGAGCAAUCAUCAUAUAAUUAUGUCAGGCAGAGGUACUGGUGAAGGGAAGUGCCUCACUGCAAAAACACAAACAAGAUAACUUCUCAUGGGAAGCAACGCUGAAGUAGAUUCUCUGGUGAUGGACAUAAACAUUGUGCUCAUGUAUCUGCCAUUCCCAGCCACAAACACUACUUGUAGCUCAGUGCACCAAAGUGCUUAGGGAAUUUCUUAGGAAUGUUGACCUUGUCUACGGAUAUAUUAUUGAAGAGCUUGUGAUGCCAGAUUCAUUAUAGAAGGUCUUGUGGUGCUAUAAAGAAACAAAGUGAAGAGAGACUCAUUUCCAGUUCAAAGUGGACACACCAAAGAACAGUAUCAGUCAAAUGUUUGUACACACCUACUCAUUCAAAGGUUUUUCUUUAUUUUUACUAUUUUCUACAUUGUAGAAUAAUAGGGAAGACAUCAAAACUAUGAAAUAACACAUAUGGAAUUGUGUAGUAACCCAAAAAGUGCUAAUGAAAUCAAAAUAUAUAUUUUAGAUACUUCAAAGUAGCCAUCCUUUUCCUUGAUGACAGCUUUGCACACUUUUGACAUUCUCUCAACCAGCUUCACCUGGAAUGCUUUUCCAACAGUCUUGAAGGAGUUCCCACAUAUGCUGAGCACUUGUUGGCUGCUUUUCCUUCACUCUGCGGUCCAACUCAUCACAAGCCAGGUCAUCUAAUGCAGCACUCCAUCACUCUCCUUCUUGGUCAAAUAGCCCUUACACAGUCUGGAAGUGUGUUGGGUCAUUAUCCUGUUGAUAAACAAAUGAUAGUCCCACUAAGCACAAACCAGAUGGGAAGGUGUAUCGCUGAAGAAUGCUGUGUUAGCCAUGCUGGUUAAGUGUGCCUUGAAUUCUAAAUUAAUCACAGAUAGUGUCAAGAGUAAAGCACCCCCACACCAUCACACCUCCUCCUCCAUUUUUCAUGGUGGGAACUACACAUGCAGAGAUGAUCCGUUCACCUACUCUGUGUCUCACAAAGACACGGUGGUUGGAGCCAAAAUAGUAAAAAUAAAUAAAAACCCAUUAAUGAGUAGGUGUGGCCAAGCUUUUGACUGGUACUGUACAUAUUUACCUCAUAAGACCUUGAGUUCCUCAUUGUAAUUAUGAUGAAUAAACUCAAAUGUUGACUGAAACACCUUUGUUUAAAACAGUGUUUACUCUUUAGGUAUACUUUAGGUAUACUUUAGGUAUACCAACAAUAGUUGGAGACACCAUAUACAUUGUCAACCAAGACCAUAUGUUCCUUAUUACAGUGAAACAGCAUCAGACCCUGUCCUCCUGAGUGAGGUCCACCAAAAGGCUCUGUCCUUUGGAGAUAACUUCACUAAGGGAUAACUUCACUAAGGGAUAACUUCACUAAGGGGCCUCAACUCACAGGCUUUUGUCAUCCUUCUGCUUGAUCUCCACCGAGAGGUCUCUGACCAUGAAGGACCGCCUGGAGGAGCUGCGUCAGAGGGCCCAGGGUUUUCGGGAGGUGAGCAGAGAGACAGAUGAUACCCCAUUCCCUGAGGAAGAUCCUAACCCAGAUGCCCCAUUGGGGGUUAAGAUCGCCGCCACGCAGCAGGCUGUGGUGUUCGAGCAAGAACCAGUCCUGCACAACUUCCUGUCCGAGGCUCAGCAUAUCCGCGGUGACAUCACUGAGCUGGAAACAGAGGUGAAGAAGUUCAGCCAGCAACAAAGGACCCUGGUGGCAACCAUGCGUCGUUUCAGUGUGAUGAAGAAGGACAGUGAUGUGACGACGGACAUCAAGCUGCAGGCAGAGAGCAUCCACAGACGGCUGGACGCCCUCUCCAAGAAGGCACAGAGUUUAGAAGACAUGCAGGGACUGGCUACAGCCACUACACGCAUCCAACGCUCCCAACACGCAGCACUACACAGACAAUUCCAACAGGUGAUGUGUCUGUACAACAACUCCAUCCUCAGUAAACAGGAGCAUUGUAAAAACUUCAUCAUCCGCCAGCUGGAGGUGUUUGGUCGUGACGUCACCGAGGAGGGAGUCGAUGAAAUGGUUGCCACAGGGAAGUGGGAGGUGUUUAACCAGAACCUCCUCAACGAGGAACGCAUCACACGCGCUCAGCUGUCCGAGAUCGAGCAGAGACACAAGGAGCUACUGAAUCUGGAGAGCAACAUGAAGGAGCUGAGAGAACUGUUCAUGGAUAUCUUUAUGUUGGUGGAGGAGCAAGGAGGCUACAUAGACAACAUCCAGACCAGCGUAGAGAAGACACGGGACUACGUCACCGUCACUAACGAGAAAUUUAAAAUGGCCACCAGGUACAAGAAGAAGAACCCUCUAAGGAGACUGUGCUGCUGUUGCUGCCCCUGGAGGUGCUGCACAUAGAGAAGGGACAAGUCCCCUGAACACUGGAGAUAGCCCUGGAGGUUUUUCAGAUAGGGAAAGGAAGAGCUCUGGUGUGGAGUGUCUACAGGUAUGGGAGGGAAAUCUGUAGGGUGGCAUGGCAGAACAGUGUUCAGAGAAGAUUUAAGCCCAUUACAGUGGUCAGAAAUCAUCCAGGAACAAGAGGUUUGUAAGAGGCUGUGCAGUUGAAGCAGGGUGGGAGUCAGUGUCUCCACUCAUGAGGGACAACUUUAACGCAAGACAUAAUGCAUUUUGAGAAUCAGCAACACUGCUUACGUUUUCAAAACUGUCUCCUUUUUCAAAACUCUACACACAAUUCCCAAAACUGCACACACAAAAUGCAAAAUGCCUCACAUCUCCUUCAAAAUGUAACACUGCAUUCAAAAUGCCAUAAACACACGUCAGAAUGAAGCAUUUGCAUCAAAUCGCAAACACUGCUUUCAUAAUACUAAAUUUUUGGAUAUUCCAUGUAAACACUGUUGUUCUAAAUCUAAAGCUCUUUGGUCUUUCAUAGGCUUGUUGUGUGUGUGGGGUCCCGAGGGGGGGGGGGG